AUGAAGUCAAGUAACAGUCUUCCACGCAGCUCAGCCAGUGUGGCGUCAUUGCGAGCCAUCACGUAUCGCAUCGCAUCGACUCCGGUUCAGCAGCUGCCUCAUGUCGCCGCUCAAAUAUCCUCAUCGCUAUGGAACACUCGCGAUCUCCUCUCCGCCUCCCCAGAUCAACUAAAAAGCAACGCAGAAGCCGCGACUCUUGUCCAUCGCUUCACCAAAACGCUAUUUUCACUCCUCCAAGACCGCACAGUCGAAGGACGAUGGGCAGCAGUCGUUCUACUCAAGGCUACCAUUGAAGCGGGUGGUCUUGAACUGCUCACCAAAUCUGGGGCCUGGGUCAGAAGCCUUCUGGCCAUCUUGAAGAAGCCCGAUCCUCCUACUACGCGCACGCUGGCAGUCAUCUCCAUCACCCGGAUCUUCACUCUCACCUGGGAUCACACAACCCUGGUCCGGGAGAUCACUACCCCAUCUCUCCCACCUUUCAUUACGUCUUGUCUCAACAACUUCGAACAGAAGAGAUGCUCUGCAAAUGAACGACAGACUAUUCUGGCAGCGUUUGCGACUUUACUACCCCGACAUCCGACCGUCUUUCGUACAUUCGACAAACAAAUCCGAGCUUUGCUUGUGCGCAUCAUCUCUUCCACUUCUUCAAGCACCGCGUCUGAGGUACAUUACACCGUGGGAGAAAAAGAGGUUGCUCGACGACUACUAGCCCUGCUGCACCAUUGCGCCCCUCAACAAAGUGGCGCAUCAAAAUGGGCAGAAGGUGUGAAGACGGCAGUCGCAACCGCUCAUGAGACAUGUGACGUUUUAUUCAGAGCGAUAAUCGAGGACCGGCAAUCUACGGCGAGCAACAACAUCGCAUCCAAACCCACUGCUGCUACCGAUCAGAUUGCCAACUUCCUCGGAUCCGGGCCUGGGAGAGGUGUCUACGCUGAUGGUGAGAUGCUCGUGGAACUCCUCGUCGUGCUCCAAUCACAUCUAGAAGUUUCAACUUCUGGUACGGUGCAUGUACCCGUAGGUCUCCUGGUCGGACUCAUCCACCGCGUUCUCAACGUCACCAUGCCGGCGAGAAGCGGUGAUGAUGGACAAAAGUUCAACGUCGAGAUAGCCAAGGAUGAAAGAGAGGCACUCUUCACCGUUCUCCCUACCAUCCACAUCGCGACCAUGCAACUGGCCAAUACCCUACUGGCUCGCUUCGGUACGGCAAGCGUGCCCUACAUCCCUGAGCUCCUGGAGCUUGUGCGCCACGUUUUCAGCCAAGAGAAAGCAGAUGUGGACAUUCGCAUGGCCGUUUACGAGACACUGAGGAAUCUCUUGGACAUCAUCGGCCCGGGCAUGUCGAAGGCGGAAGUUGCAGAUCUGGCGCCUAUCAUCCGGAUGUGCUGCGAGGAUCUUCUACCCACGGAUGCCCCGUCAUCAACGACAAGUGUGAAUGGAAGCUCUGCGACGCCUCCAGCAGGAGUUACGGCUGUUUCAUUGCGCUCUGCAUCACAAGAUGACCGCGUGGCAUCAGCGCAUACCCUGUUACCACGCCUUUUCACCAAAAUUAACCCGGCCUACAAUCCACGCAAAGUGCGUGUGCAAAUGGAGCGAACGGCAAUCUUGACAAAGCAUGAAGAGGCUUUGACAGCGUGCGUCAUGAACCCUGGAAGUAAAGACGGCCAAGCUGGCCUUUCGCCCAGUCUCCUACCCAUGCUCGCCAGGUUGUUCCCAGAGAGCUCAGGGCUGGAGAUGAUACUCAGGCCACGGAUGCCUGUCAUCCUUUCAGGCUCCCGCGCUACGGGUGCUAGCGGGACACAUACAUCGCAUGUGGAGGAUGUUGAUAUGUCUGGUGAAGCUUCCGAGUCUGAAGUGGAGGAUUUGGUCGAAGAGAAUAUUGUUGCAUGGCCUGUCGCUGCGGAAGGUGAACCGGCUGUCAAUGGAAGUGCUGCCACCGCGCUCACGAGCAGCAACGCAUCAGACGCAUUGGCUAAAACUCACGUUGAAGUUGGCCAGCCCAAGCGGGCUGCUUCUGACUCAGUCGAGGCCGACAUGACACCAAAGCGAGCUAGGACAUCCCCUUUCAAGAACUUUUCGCGACCUCUAGUGGACGUUCAUCCUGUUGGGCAGCAGGAGGUCGAAAGCGGCGCUGCUUUGCCACAGUUGCAGGAGGUGCAACCUCUGGAGCCAGUGCAGCGUGCUGUGAUGGCGGAUAUCGUGGCUCCGGGAGCAGCAGGCGUUGGUCCCGAAGAGGUUACAAAGGGGGGCGAUGCUCGUAUUGAGAUCGAGGACGAUGAUGACGAUUUCGAGAUACCCGCGAUCAAUCCUGAUCCUGACACAGAUUCGGAGGAUGAGGAUGACGAAGAGGGAGAUGAGUAG
Molecule: messenger RNA, 2358 nt
Organism: Neohortaea acidophila
Lineage: Eukaryota; Fungi; Ascomycota; Dothideomycetes; Mycosphaerellales; Teratosphaeriaceae
Product: rRNA processing/ribosome biogenesis-domain-containing protein
Exons: 1
Coding region: 1-2358 (785 amino acids)
Biological process (GO): rRNA processing
Cellular component (GO): nucleus
Source: RefSeq, a predicted model, not a curated record